This is a messenger RNA of Eruca vesicaria subsp. sativa (arugula), 1426 nucleotides long. Lineage: Eukaryota; Viridiplantae; Streptophyta; Magnoliopsida; Brassicales; Brassicaceae. The record is from the annotation of a GenBank genome assembly.
AGAAUAUUAAAAAAAGAAAAAAGACAGAAACAGAAGAGACACGCAAACAUAUCCAUUAGUCACAAGGGUUGUUCUUGCAUCAGUUUUUAUUUACCAGAAAGGAAAUAAAGUCGUAACCUUUGUGUUAAAGAUAACAAGGGUUUUUUUAUAGUGAGAGAGAAAGAGAGUCUGUUUGUGUGUCAGGUGAAGAGAGACGAAGAUGGAGAACACAGACGAGCUCGUGUCUAUUGAGUUACCAGCUCCUGCUUCAUGGAAGAAACUGUUUUAUCCGAAAAGAGCAGGUACACCGAGGAAGACAGAGAUUGUGUUCAUGGCUCCAACGGGUGAGGAGAUUAGCUCACGCAAGCAGCUUGAGCAGUACCUCAAGGCUCAUCCUGGGAAUCCUGUCAUCUCUGAGUUUGACUGGACUACUGGUGAAACUCCAAGGAGGUCUUCAAGGAUCAGCCAGAAGGUGAAGGCUACAACGCCCACUCCUGAGAGAGAACCUCAUAUGAAGAAGAGACGCUCUUCUCUCACUAAGAAGGACAAAGAGGCUGCUGAGAAGGAGAACAAGGAGGGUGAAAAGACUGAGGUUGAGAAGGAGGGUGGAGCAGAAAUGGCAGAGGCUGAGAAAGAGAACAAGGAGGGUGAAAAGAGUGAGGCUGAAAACAAAGAGGGAGACAAGAAAGAGCCCAUGGAAGUUGAUACCUCUGAGGUGGAGAAGAAGACUGAGGAGGAGAACAAGGAGGGAGAAGCUGUGACGGAGAAGAAAGAGCCCAUGGAAGUGGAUACCUCUGAGGGUGAGAAGAAGACUGAGAGUGGAGGAAUAGCUGAAGAACCUGCCAAAGUUGAAGACCUCAAGGACACUAAGCCUGCAGAGAAAGAGACUGAGAACAAGGGCAGCGUAGCAGCAGAAGCUAACGGAAAAGAGAAUGAGCCUAACCUUGAUGCUGAAGCUAAUAAGGGAAAUGAAACAACCAAAGAUGCUGACGAGAACAACACAGAUGGUGAGCCUAACCUUGAUGCAGAUGCAGAAGCUACUAAGGGAAAUGAAACCAAAGAAGCUGACGAGAAGAAGACAGAUGGUGAGCCUAACCUUGACGCAGAAGUUAACAAGGGGAAUGGAACACAAGAAGCUGUAGCUGAGGAGAAGAGUAACGAGGUGAAGGGGGAAGAGACAAAGAGAAGCGGAGGAGAGGCGAAUCAAGUUCAGGGUGCUGCAGCGUCCGUGAGCUGUUGAAAGACCUAUAGAGCACAGAACGUGUAAGAAGAGUUUGUUGUGUUUUUUCUGAUUUCAGAUGUAGUAGCAUUGACAUUAUGAGUGGUUGUUGUUGUUGUAUGUGCUUGUAGAAGAACUAAUGUCUCUCUCUCUCUGUAGUUCAGUUCAUAAUUAUCAUUAGACUCUUUGUACUUUUGUGUGUGUUUGUUAAUGUUAAGCAAUUUAGUC